Molecule: messenger RNA, 1809 nt
Organism: Hyaena hyaena (striped hyena)
Lineage: Eukaryota; Metazoa; Chordata; Mammalia; Carnivora; Hyaenidae
Gene: PTPN1
Product: protein tyrosine phosphatase non-receptor type 1
Exons: 9
Coding region: 146-1420 (424 amino acids)
Biological process (GO): protein dephosphorylation
Molecular function (GO): protein tyrosine phosphatase activity
Source: RefSeq, a predicted model, not a curated record
AUGAAGAAGCAGCGGCGGCUGGGACGGCAGUAGCGGCGGGAGUCGAGGCUUGUAGCGGGGCUCGGAGCCGAGAGCGCGGCGCGGCCUAGAGCGGCAGGCGGUGCAGUGGGCCCAGGAGGAGGCGCGGCAGCCGCCCUGGCCCGUCAUGGAGAUGGAAAAGGAAUUCGAACAGAUCGACAAGGCUGGGAGCUGGGCGGCCAUUUACCAGGAUAUCCGACACGAAGCCAGUGAUUUCCCAUGUAGGGUGGCCAAGCUUCCUAAGAACAAAAACCGAAACAGGUACAGAGAUGUCAGUCCCUUUGACCACAGUCGGAUUAAACUACAUCAAGAAGAUAAUGACUACAUCAAUGCCAGUUUGAUAAAGAUGGAGGAAGCCCAAAGGAGUUACAUUCUUACGCAGGGCCCUUUGCCUAACACGUGCGGUCACUUCUGGGAGAUGGUGUGGGAGCAGAAAAGCAGGGGCGUUGUGAUGCUCAACAGAGUGAUGGAGAAAGGCUCGUUAAAAUGUGCACAGUACUGGCCACAAAAAGAAGAAAAAGAAAUGAUCUUUGAAGACACACAUUUGAAACUAACCUUGAUCUCUGAGGAUAUUAAGUCGUAUUACACAGUACGGCAGCUAGAAUUGGAAAAUCUUACGUCUCAAGAAACUCGAGAGAUCUUACAUUUCCACUAUACCACGUGGCCUGACUUUGGCGUCCCCGAAUCACCAGCUUCGUUCCUGAACUUUCUUUUCAAAGUCCGCGAGUCGGGGUCGCUCAGCACGGAGCACGGCCCCAUCGUGGUGCACUGUAGUGCCGGCAUCGGCAGGUCGGGGACCUUCUGUCUGGCUGACACCUGCCUUCUGCUGAUGGACAAGAGGAAAGAUCCUUCUUCUGUCGAUAUCAAGAAAGUUCUGUUAGAAAUGAGGAAAUUUCGGAUGGGACUGAUCCAGACAGCAGACCAGCUCCGCUUCUCCUACCUGGCUGUGAUCGAAGGUGCCAGAUUCAUCAUGGGGGACUCUUCGGUGCAGGAGCAGUGGAAGGAGCUCUCCCACGAGGACCUGGAGCCCCCGCCCGAACACGUCCCCCCUCCUCCCCGGCCGCCCAAACGAGUCUUGGAGCCACACAAUGGGAAGUGCAAGGAAUUCUUUCCAAACCACCAGUGGGUAAAGGACGAAACCGGGGAGGAUAAAGAAGACUGCCCCAUCAAGGAAGAAACCAGAACCCCCUCAAACGUCGCUUGCAGCGGGGAAAGCACCCGUCCAGACACUGAAGUCCGAAGGCGGGUCACAGGGGCAGGUCCUGCCCAGGGGGAGCCAUCACCGCCCAAGGAGGAGCAGCACCAGGCGCUGGCGCUCUGGAAGCCAUUCCUGGUCAACAUGUGCAUGGCCACAGUCCUCACGGCCGGCGCGUACCUCUGCUACAGGGUAUGUUUCCACUGACGGACGUGCCGGCAAGACCGCAUGUGCAGAAAGCCCGGCGUCCGCAGUCCGUGCUGCGGGAGCAUCUGAGCCAGUCUCAGAAGAAACAGAACAAAGGUUUUUAAAGUCUGGAACUGUGAAGGGCUAACGAGAGGAUUGAGGAUUGAUGCACUGGGGUUUUAAGGAGCCCUGUGGUCCCAAGAAUAUAAGAGUCUAAUCUCAGGGCCUUAACCUAUUCAGGAGUAAGUAGAGAAAAUGCCAAAUAUGUGUCUCUCUCUUUCUCUUUUUCUCUCUCUUUUUUUUUUGUUAUUGUUAUUUGUUUUUGAAAAAAAAUAAUAGAGUUACAACACAUUGUUGUUUUUAACCUUUAUAAAAAGCAGCUUUUGUUAUUUCUGGGGAAAAAAAAAAAA